AUGGCUGGAGAGCAAGCGUUCCACCGGGGAGGCGUGCACGGAGGCGGCAGCGCCAUCGGGCCGGACUACAUGCGGGCCAUCCGCGGCGACGACGACUACUACGGCGGGCACGGCCAGGGCUACAACCAGCCGGCGACCGUCACCCUCGCGAAGGGGGUGGCCGCGGCGGCGGCGGCCGGGUCGAUGCUGCUCCUGUCGGCCCUGACGCUGACGGGCACGGUGCUGGCGCUCAUCGUGGCGACGCCGCUGCUGGUGCUCUUCAGCCCCGUGCUGGUGCCCGCGGCCAUAGCCGUCACGAUGCUGACGGCCGGGUUCGUGUCGUCGGGGGCGUUCGGCGCGGCGGCGGUGGGCGUGCUGGCGUGGAUGUACAAGUAUCUGUCGCACGGCGCAUCCUCGCCGCCGGGGGCCGACACGGUGGACCACGCCGGUGCGAAGCUGGACUCCAAGGCGCACGAGGUGAAGAACUGGGCGCAGCAUCGCCUCGACCAGGCACGAACGCCGUAG
Triticum turgidum subsp. durum (durum wheat) is the source of this 504-nucleotide messenger RNA. The record is from the annotation of a GenBank genome assembly. NCBI's taxonomy places the organism in Eukaryota, Viridiplantae, Streptophyta, Magnoliopsida, Poales, Poaceae.